Messenger RNA from Oppia nitens, 787 nucleotides. RefSeq lists its product as uncharacterized. The coding region runs from base 92 to 787 and encodes 231 amino acids. The record is from RefSeq and is a predicted model, not a curated record. Lineage: Eukaryota; Metazoa; Arthropoda; Arachnida; Sarcoptiformes; Oppiidae. The transcript is spliced from 3 exons.
CCAACAACAACAACAACAAUAAGCCGCCGGCAGAUCCAGUAGUAAAAGAAUGUUAUGUUAGAUUACAAAAAACACGACGACGACUGAAUCGAUGGCCAACUACAACAACAAUAAGCCGCCGGCAGAUCCAGAAAUUAAAGAAUGUUUUGUAAGAUUACAAAACAUUGAUAAGAUAUAUUUGGAUGCCCUGGCCAUCGGUGGUCAACUAAUUAUCGAUGAUAUUACUGGCAAAUUCACAAUUGAAACAUCCGAUGACAAUCAACUGACCGCCGCCGCCGCCGUUGUCGUCCCCGUACGUAAAUCAUUGCGUAACAAACAACUAUUGGUGCCAAAAACAACUGUGCAGCCGACCACCAAUCAAAGAGAACGGUCGGUAAAAUGUAACGAUUGCCGAAAAAUAUAUAGAAAUUUAAAAAAUUUAAAUAGUCAUCGAUGUUCGGCAACCAAACUAAUGCCGACUAAAUUUAGACAAAUACAACCGCCAGAGUCGGCAUUAUUACCACCGAUGCCGGCGAAGCGACCUCUGAAGUCGACAAAUUCAAAGACGGCAACAAAAAAGCGGCCAAAAUCAGUGAUUAGCGAUACAAACAAUGUCGACAACAGUCCCGAACGGGAAUCACAACCCGAUGUUGUGAAUAUUAGCGCCGCCAACGAUACGAUUGCCGUCAAUGUCCUAAGCGAUGACAACAACAACAACGACGACACCGACAACGACAACACCGACGCCGGCAAUUCAGUGAAGCCGACUAUUAAUGAGCGAUGGGCCGAUAAGAAUCGCCAGAAGUGA